AUGACGCAUAUUGUCCUUAAUCAAGAUCUGGCGAAGACGCUGAAGGACAGAGUGAUUGUCUUGACUGGCGGAUCAACGGGAAUUGGGCGAGCUGCGGUCGAGCUAUUCCAUAGCUAUGGAGCAAAGGUAAUGUUCGGCGAUGUCAAUGACGAGCUUGGAAAGGGCCUUGCCACCCAACUAGGCUCAUCAGUCGAGUACCGACACUGCAACGCCACCAGCUACGCCGACCAACUAGCACUCUUCGCUGAAGCCGAGAAGGCUUUUGGAAAGGUAGAUGUGGUGUGCGCCAACGCUGGCGUCGGCGUUCACGCGGAUAUUUUCGCACCCGAUGCAGACUGGCAGACUGAGCCGUCGAUGAUAGAGAUCGAUGUUAACUUGAAAGGCGUCCUGUUCUCGGCGAGGAUAGGAAUGGGUUACCUGCGCAAGAACGGCGGUGGAGAUCUCAUACUGACCAGCAGCAUCGCUGGAUGGAAGGAGUGCUCACAUCUUGUGACCUACACGGCGUCGAAGCAUGGUGUGAUCGGGUUUAUGAGAGGGCUGUAUCAGCAGGCAUGGGAGGAGAAGAUUACCGUCAACGUGUUGUGCCCGUGGAUGACGAAAACACGAAUGGUCCUUGGUAUCGAAGUCGGAUGGCGCAAACUUGGUUUGCCUGAGAAUGAAGCCAUCGAUGUGGCUCGAGCUAUGGUCAUCUGUGCUAGCGCAAACAGAGGGCCGGCGGGCCAAAGCCACGGCGGAGCAGUAUCGCCUUUCACUGGCAAGAUACUUCAUAUAGCUGGCGGCGAGGCUUACGAGAUCGAGGACAACAUCCAGCGUCUAGAGCCUCAGUGGCUCGGUGAGUCGAACAGUGCUGUGUUGGCCAAAGGACAGGCUUUCCUGGCAGAUCCUCACACAAGUUGGGACGCCGAUGCACAAAAGACUGGAGCUCAGGUUGGCACGCAAGAGGUGUUCGUGAGUCCAGUGCACGCAACGGCAACAGCGUGA
Messenger RNA from Cyphellophora attinorum, 981 nucleotides. RefSeq names its product Tropinone -like 1. The transcript is spliced from 3 exons. The record is from RefSeq and is a predicted model, not a curated record. Lineage: Eukaryota; Fungi; Ascomycota; Eurotiomycetes; Chaetothyriales; Cyphellophoraceae. Bases 1 to 981 code for a protein of 326 amino acids.